Striga hermonthica is the source of this 579-nucleotide messenger RNA. Lineage: Eukaryota; Viridiplantae; Streptophyta; Magnoliopsida; Lamiales; Orobanchaceae. The record is from the annotation of a GenBank genome assembly.
AUGGCUUCCUUGAAACUGCUCGUGGGUGCCCUAAGUCGAACCACUUGGAUAUUGCCUUGCGCAUUUUCGGGAGGUAGAGAAGGUGAAGAGUUUGAUCGACGAGGCUUUGCUAAGAGGCUGGUUUCCGAGCCUGGACAAUUACGGAUCAAUGGCAAUCGACUUUUCGCGUCGAAAAAAGGACUUUCGAGGGGAACAAGAUGCUCGAUGAGAUGCAUAAGAGAGGGCUCGUGGCAUGUUUUGCCGGAAUACGAAGCUGAGCAUAGGCCCAAAAAUGUACACUAUUUUUCAGUCGCCAAACAUUUCUACCCUUCGAAGAGUUGCCCUUGCCUCGUAGAUCCCAUCUCCAUGGAUGAGAUUGAGCUAAAAACUGCUCCUGCUGAUUUUCGGUUCCCAACCACAAAUCAAACCAGGCAUUGUUUCACCCGUUACAUUGAAUUUCACAGGUGUGUGGCUGCUAAGGGUGAAGAAUCUGAUGAUUGUGGUAAAUUUGCCAAAUACUACCGUUCCCUUUGCCCUGGCGAAUGGAUUGAUAAGUGGAAUGAGCAGAGGGAGAAUGGAACGUUCCCGGGGCCUCUGUAG